AUUGGCCCACGCCAUCAAUUGCCGUAGCGAGGAGAACAGAUUGUUGUUCGAUCUCCACAGCAUUUUAUGCAGUAUGGAACAUUUUUGCGGGCUAUCUAAUCCCUCGACCUAGGAUUCCUGUGUGGUGGAGAUGGUACUCCUGGGCAUGCCCAGUUGCUUGGACUUUGUAUGGACUUGUCGCUUCGCAGUUUGGAGACUAUGAUCAGGACAAAAUGACAGACAGUGAUGUUACUGUACGGGAGUUUAUUAAGGAAUACUUUGGAUUCAGGCAUGACUUCUUGGGAGCAAUAGCUGCUGCAAUGAUUGGGUUUACUGUGCUAUUUGCCUUCGUGUUUGCCUUCUCAAUUAAAGUUUUGAACUUCCAACGACGAUAGUAAAAACCUAAUAUGUCUUCAGAAUUCCUGAUGCAGAUGAUUUCUGUAUAUAAUAAGUCUUUGUAGAACUUUUCUUUCUUUCUUUUUUUUCUCCUCUCUGCGAUUAAUUCAUGCUGCUAGGUAUUUAUACGCAUUUUGUUUUGGGAGUUAGGUUCUAUUUAUCUCAACUAUGCUUGAAUAUCAUUUUAUUUACGGUAAUCUUUGUUGGUGACUUGAAAACUAUCUCAUAUUUAUAUGGAAAUGAUUUCCUUUUUGUUUU
Molecule: messenger RNA, 633 nt
Organism: Dendrobium catenatum
Lineage: Eukaryota; Viridiplantae; Streptophyta; Magnoliopsida; Asparagales; Orchidaceae
Product: ABC transporter G family member 39-like
Exons: 3
Cellular component (GO): membrane
Molecular function (GO): ABC-type transporter activity
Source: RefSeq, a predicted model, not a curated record